GCCAAGAAACCAGCUCAGGCACAUCCGCCUCACGAGACAAGACAAGACAAGCUGGAGAGGGGUGUGGGAAUUGGCACAGCUUCCAUGUAGAACUACAAGAGAGGGCUGCAACACUUCUGUACUAAGAGGCUGUCCUAUACUGACGCUCAAAAACACUCAGUGAGACAAAUCAGGAAAAGGAGGCUGUUGUUUACCAGUGGGAGACUGGACUGAAGGACGUAACACACUCUAACAUCACUGGUGUCUGGGCACUCUGACACAAUGGCUGUCCUCAAGCUCUUCCCCACAGACUACACCUUGGCUCUAUUGCUGCUGGCUCUCUUUCUCUACCUGGUCGUGUCCCUAAUUCGGUGGGGAAUUCCCAGGAAUUUCCCUCCUGGACCGACUCCGCUUCCUUUGAUCGGAAACUUGCACCAACUGGACCUCAAGAAGCUGGGCUGGUCUCUCACGGGGCUUGCAGAGAAAUAUGGAAGUGUAUUUUCAGUGGAGUUCGGCCCAUCGAAGGCAGUGGUGUUGACUGGUUACGAUGCAGUGAAAGACGCUCUUGUGAAUCACGCUGAUCAAUUCAGUGGGAGGCCGCACUUACCAAUAUUUGACACAGUUUCAUUCCAAAGUGGCGUGAUAUUCAGUAACGGGAAGUUGUGGCGGGAGAACCGAAAGUUUGUGAUCUCAGCUCUCCGAGGAUUUGGCAUGGGCAAGAAAUCCGUUGAAGACAGGAUCAGUGAAGAGGCCAGCUUUCUUGUCAAUGUGUUUGAGAGUCACAAGGGUCAGCCUUUUGAAACUGCACAGAUUAUGUAUUUGGCUGUGAGCAAUAUCAUCUGUUCCAUCAUAUUUGGCGACCGUUUUGAUUAUAACAAUGAAGUAUUUAUCCAUCUAACAAGCAUGAUUAAUGAGAACACGAGACUGUUGGGAACAGCUCCAAUCCAUCUGUACAAUUUUUACCCAACUCUGGGAUUUCUGAUUCCGAGCCGCAGGAAGAUUAUUCAAAAUUUCGUAAAGGUGCAUGAAAUCUUUGAAGGUUUCUUCAAAGCUGCCAAAGAGACGCUGAGCGAGAACAGCAUCCAGACACUCAGCGAGGCCUUAAUUCUGAGGCAUCAGCAGGAGCUGGGAGGUGAAGAUUUAGAGAGUAAGAAAAAGGAUAUUGUGGUUACAAUCACUGACCUGUUUACUGCUGGCACAGAAACCACCUCCACUACCCUCUGCUGGGGACUUCUUCUGAUGGUAAACCACCCAGAAAUCCAGAGGAAAGUCCAAGAUGAAAUUGAUCGGGUGAUAGGAGCUGGUCGAUUCCCGAGGACAGAAGACCAGAGACACAUGCCCUACACUGAGGCUGUGAUUCACGAGAUCCAGAGGUUUGCCAACAUUGUCCCGAUCCUUCCUCAUUCGACAACCGAGGACACGCAUUUCAGAGGGUAUUUCCUUCCAAAGGGAACGUACGUUAUUCCUUUACUGACCUCGGUGCUGUACGAUAAAACCCAAUGGGAAAAGCCCCACCAGUUUAACCCGGCUCACUUCCUGGAUACUGAUGGGAAUUUUGUGAAGAGAGACGCCUUCAUGCCUUUCUCUGCAGGUCGGAGGGUGUGUGCUGGUGAGGCACUGGCUAAAGUGGAGCUUUUCCUGUUCUUCACCACCCUGCUGCAGAAGUUCCACUUCCAGGCCCCACCAGGCAUGACCGACCUGGACAUUAGCCCGAGAACCGACUUAGUGUCCAACCCGAAACCCCACCGGGUUUGUGCUGUGUCUCGCUGAUGGGACCCAGCGACAGGCCCAGUCGGUCUUUCACUGCUGGGUUUAUAAAGGUGGGAGCUGCAGCACAAAGUGUGAGGCAGCACCAGAACCGGGUUACCCUGUCUCUGUCUGACGUGGGACACAAUCAUUUACUCUUCGUACAGAUCUGUAUCGUCCCACCUUCACUUCUGUAACGAUAAUGUUUCCAGGGAAUCAACUGAGAAUAUCCUCCCAUUACAAAAGGAGGCAGACAUUUCAUUGAGAGUUUGAAUUCUGUUUGCAAAUUAACUCAGACCCCAUUCCAAACCUGUGUGAUUCAUUUU
Messenger RNA from Hemiscyllium ocellatum (epaulette shark), 2051 nucleotides. RefSeq names its product cytochrome P450 2K1-like. Bases 262 to 1749 code for a protein of 495 amino acids. NCBI's taxonomy places the organism in Eukaryota, Metazoa, Chordata, Chondrichthyes, Orectolobiformes, Hemiscylliidae. Gene Ontology annotation, biological process: xenobiotic metabolic process. Gene Ontology annotation, cellular component: intracellular membrane-bounded organelle; cytoplasm. The transcript has 9 exons. Gene Ontology annotation, molecular function: iron ion binding; heme binding; oxidoreductase activity, acting on paired donors, with incorporation or reduction of molecular oxygen, reduced flavin or flavoprotein as one donor, and incorporation of one atom of oxygen. The record is from RefSeq and is a predicted model, not a curated record.